AUGAAUGAAGCCCUUAUUAAUCUUGUGCUGCCUUUCAUCCAGACUAGAGCAAUGUUGGAUACUAUCCUGGGAGAAAUUAGCGCUAAGGACUGUCACUGGACACGAUCUGCAGUUUAUCCAUAUAACGUCGAACUUAACCCAUUUUUGGUCCCUAGUCAAAGCACAUUCAACGACACCAGCGAUUUAAUCACUAGAAUAAAGGAGGCUUGCAACUACGUUUCUUCUAACCAUCUCAGAGCAUUUGUUUAA
This is a messenger RNA of Phycomyces blakesleeanus NRRL 1555(-), 249 nucleotides long. RefSeq lists its product as hypothetical. The record is from RefSeq and is a predicted model, not a curated record. Lineage: Eukaryota; Fungi; Mucoromycota; Mucoromycetes; Mucorales; Phycomycetaceae. Bases 1 to 249 code for a protein of 82 amino acids. The transcript has 3 exons.